UGGUCCUUAUGAAACAACAUUGGUACCCUGUGGGUCAGUCAGCAGCCAGUAUGGAGCCUUUUUUAAGGAAACACUUGACCUUCCUAUCAUUCUUUUGGAACAAGCUUUGGCCCACAAGUGUCCCUGAUGACUGCAUCCCCAGAUAUCCUGGUCCUGAUCCUGUUACAAUGGACCUAGAUCCUGAUCCCGACCCAGAACCUCUUUCUCCAAAAUCAAGCAGCCCUCCUCCCACCGUCCUUUUCAUGGCUCUGUAUGACUUCACAGCCAGGUGUGCAGAUGAAUUGAGUGUGAGCCGAGGAGACAAGCUUUUUGUGAUCAAAGAAGAGGGUGACUACAUUUUUGCCAGGAGGCUCUCUGGUCGGCCAAGCACCGGACUGGUGCCCAUUAAUUAUGUGGCCAAAGCCACUCAGGAGACCUUCUCUGACCAACCGUGGUAUUUUGAUGGAAUCAGUCGAAGCGAAGCUCAGCAGCUUCUACUUUCCUCUUCUAAUCAGCAUGGAGCCUUUCUGGUUCGGCCCAGUGAGAGUAGUCGAGGGGAUUAUUCACUAUCAGUUCGAAUGCAAGCCAAAGUCUGCCACUAUCGAAUUGCCAAGGCCCCAGAAGGUGGCCUGUAUAUUCAGAAAGGUCAAGUUUUCCCCAGCCUGGAGGAACUCCUCAUCUAUUACAAGGCCAACUGGAAGAUUAUCCAGACACCCCUGCUGCAGCCCUGUAUGCAAGAGCGGCCACUGGAGAGGGAUGAAUGGGAACGGCCACGGACUGAGUUUGCCCUUCGAAGAAAGCUGGGAGAAGGCUAUUUUGGAGAAGUAUGGGAAGGCUUGUGGUUGAAUAAGAUUCCAGUUGCCAUAAAGAUCAUAAAGUCUGCUGAUAUGAAGCUUGAUGACUUCACCAAGGAGAUUCAGAACUUAAAGAGUCUAAAACAUGAGAAGCUGAUCAGGUUGCAUGCAGUCUGCUCCAUCGGGGAGCCUGUAUACAUUGUGACAGAGCUCAUGAGGAAAGGGAACCUCCAGAGCUUCCUCAGCAGUCCAGAAGGGAAGGCUCUCAGCAUCAUCCACCUCAUGAGCAUCGCCUGCCAGGUGGCUGAGGGUAUGACUUACCUGGAGGAGAGGCACAUUGUGCACCGGGAUCUAGCUGCUCGAAACAUCCUGGUGGGAGAUGACCUCACCUGCAAGAUUGCAGACUUUGGCCUGGCCAGGCUGCUAAAGGAUGAUAUUUAUUCAACAAAAAGCAGCACCAAAAUCCCUGUAAAAUGGACAGCUCCAGAAGCAGCCAAUUAUAGGAUCUAUUCACAGAAGUCAGAUGUUUGGUCUUAUGGGAUCCUGCUUUAUGAAGUCUUCACAUAUGGACAGUGUCCUUAUGAAGGAAUGACCAACCAGGAAACUAUUCAGCAGAUUUCUCGAGGUUAUAGACUGCCACGCCCACCCACUUGUUCCCCUGAGGUUUAUGUGCUCAUGUUGGAGUGUUGGAAGGGCAAUGCUGAAGAGAGACCUGCCUUCUUUGUGCUCAGGGAGAAACUUGGCUCCAUUUACAGACGUCUCCAUCAUUCCUUCACAUGACCUAAGCCCUGUUACCUUCCCCAUCUUCCUGCCCCAAUACAAAAGCUGUGCAUAUCCCCAACCCAAUCCCUGGCUUUGGGAACAGUUUCCAGUGUCUUCCUAGUGCCUUCUCAGGGGGAAGGGGGCAUCAGGAGAAUGCCUGUAAGGAUCCCAAAGAUCUAUGACAAGACUUAUUGAGCAUGGAUAUGCAUCUGCUGUCAGGCUCCUCACAGAAUCUCAAAAUUGGAAGGCUUCUUAGCCAUGUAGACAAAGCUAUUCCCCCAAAGCCUCCUACUGCCACAAACUGGACAAGCGGUCUUCUGGAAUUUGCUAGAAGAUCUCCAGUGAGAGGAAACUCACUACCUCCCAGGACAACCCCUUCUAUUUUCCUCUUUUUUCCCCUUAUCAUUCCAUUUCCCCUAUGGGAGAAAAGAAUGUAGAGGAGAGGAACCUUCCUUACUGCUCAUCACUCUCAGGAAAGUAUUUAAUGUAAAUAUUGUACAGAGGACAUCUAAAUAUAAGAAAGAGAAUA
Messenger RNA from Gracilinanus agilis (Agile Gracile Mouse Opossum), 2064 nucleotides. It is a transcript of the gene SRMS, whose product is annotated as src-related kinase lacking C-terminal regulatory tyrosine and N-terminal myristylation sites. Bases 9 to 1553 code for a protein of 514 amino acids. The record is from RefSeq and is a predicted model, not a curated record. NCBI's taxonomy places the organism in Eukaryota, Metazoa, Chordata, Mammalia, Didelphimorphia, Didelphidae. The transcript has 8 exons. Gene Ontology annotation, biological process: cell surface receptor protein tyrosine kinase signaling pathway; innate immune response; protein phosphorylation. Gene Ontology annotation, molecular function: signaling receptor binding; non-membrane spanning protein tyrosine kinase activity; ATP binding. Gene Ontology annotation, cellular component: extrinsic component of cytoplasmic side of plasma membrane.